AUGCUUCCACCCAGCGGCAGCCACCGAACCUGGACCCGCGACGGCUUCCUCAUCUCCACCGACACGUCUCUCAUCCCACUCGCCGCCGUCAACGCCGCCUUCGCCUCCGACGCCCUCUACUGGGCAAAAGCGCUCCCGGAGCCAGCCCUGCGCGCCGCCCUUGACGCUUCCCUCUGCUUCGGCCUCUACUCGCCCACCGGCGAAACUUUACCGCCGCCGCCUGAAUCUGAUGUGACUGCGGAGGCAGUUGCUCAGGGCCCGGCGGAUGUCGUGCAUGAGAUCGCGACGCACGUCGAAGGCGCAAAGGGCGGCGGCACGUCGGCCGCGUCCACGGAAAGCAAGCACGGAGUGGCUGCUCAGGAGUCUACCGGGGGCGGGGCGCCGCUCAUCGGCUUCGCGCGCGUGAUCACGGAUGGCGUGACGUUUGCGUACCUGACGGAUGUGUACGUGCUGGAGGAGUGGCGGGGCAGGAAACUGGGCGAGUGGUUGGUCGGAUGUGUGAAUGAGGUGAUGGAUGAGAUGCCGCAUUUGAGGCGUAUCAUGGGUAUUUUGGGGGAUAAGGGCAUGGCGACGUUCUAUCAGCGGGUCAUGGGACUGGAGAUCAUGAAGGGGGACGAGGGGCCGGCUUGGGUGGUGCAGCGGAGGGGUGGGGGAAGUAACUUUGCUUGA
Molecule: messenger RNA, 669 nt
Organism: Cyphellophora europaea CBS 101466
Lineage: Eukaryota; Fungi; Ascomycota; Eurotiomycetes; Chaetothyriales; Cyphellophoraceae
Exons: 1
Coding region: 1-669 (222 amino acids)
Molecular function (GO): acyltransferase activity, transferring groups other than amino-acyl groups
Source: RefSeq, a predicted model, not a curated record